This is a messenger RNA of Apus apus (common swift), 1370 nucleotides long. RefSeq names its product single stranded DNA binding protein 4 (gene SSBP4). The record is from RefSeq and is a predicted model, not a curated record. The transcript is spliced from 6 exons. Bases 138 to 500 code for a protein of 120 amino acids. Gene Ontology annotation, cellular component: nucleus. Lineage: Eukaryota; Metazoa; Chordata; Aves; Apodiformes; Apodidae. Gene Ontology annotation, biological process: positive regulation of transcription by RNA polymerase II. Gene Ontology annotation, molecular function: protein binding; single-stranded DNA binding.
UUCAAGCUCCCCCGCGGGCGCGCGCGGCCCCGGGGCCGCGGUGAUGGCGGCGGCGGGAGAGCGGGAGCGGGGCCGGGGCCGGGGCCGGGAGCGGGGCCGCUGGCACUGACACCGGCGCUGCCCCCCGCCGCCGCAGCAUGUACGCCAAGGGCAAGGGCUCCGGCGUGCCCUCGGACGGCCAGGCCCGCGAGAAGCUGGCGCUCUAUGUCUACGAGUACCUGCUGCACGUGGGGGCCCAGAAAUCGGCCCAGACCUUCCUGUCGGAGAUCCGAUGGGAGAAGAACAUCACACUGGGUGAGCCCCCCGGGUUCCUGCACUCCUGGUGGUGUGAUUUUUGGACUUUUUUCUCUCCCUCCCCCCAACCCCAGAACUCCCCCAGUAACUUGGGGGCCCUGAGCAACCCCCCCGGGACCCCCCGGGACGACACGGAGCUGAGCAGCAAUUUCUUAAACCCCUUCCAAAGUGACAGUUACUCGCCCAGCAUGACAAUGAGUGUGUGAACCCAGCGGAGCCGCCUGAGGAAACACCCCCCCCCCCCCCAAACAACAACAGGAGACAGAUUAAUGAGCAUUCAUCAUAAUUAAGAACACCCCCCCCCCCCCCCCACCCCGCCAACCCACCCCCCCCCCAGGGGGGAAAAAAGAAAAGCACUAAACAGGACAAAAAACACCAAAAAAAACCCAACAAGAAAAGUGUAGAAAUAAGUCCUGAGACUUAGUGACUCUUUCCUGCCCCCCCCAACAACAACAGGGGCAGAGACCCCCCCCAGAGAUGGGGACCCCCCCUCCACCGGCUUAUCCCCCCCCACUGGGGUUGGGGGGGGUGGAGGAAGGGGGGGGGGGGCCUGGAACAUUUUGGGGGGAGGGGUCUUUGGGGGGUGUUUGGGCCCCCCCUGGGGUGGUACCAGCCCCCCCACGCUAAGCAAGGGGAGGGGGAUUUAUUAUUUGGGGGGGUGGGGGUGGUAUAUUUUUUGGGGGGGGGGUUGUCGUGGUGCUGGGCACGCCCCCCCCCCUCCCCAGCAUGAUGUUAAUUGCAAUUAGUUGUAAUGCUAAUGAGGAGUGGGAUUAAGACCCCCCCCCCCUCCCCAAUUUCAUGGUGGGGGGAGCCCAUAGAGCCCCCCCCCUCCCCAUCCCUGCCAAAGCCCUGGUUGGGGGGGGAGCUGUGUGUGUGUAGCUGAUUGGGGGGGGGGGGGGAGGGGCAGCCCCCCCAAGGGGCACCCCAGGCUGGGGAGGGGGCUUUGGGUGGGGGGGGGACACACCCACUCCCUCCCCCUUUCCCCCAAUUCAUACCCAAUCAUGUCAUGGUGCUGCCCCCCCCCCCCCCCCCCCCCCCAAGUGCUCCAUAGGGCAGAGCCCAGUGCAGAGAGCAGU